UCGAAAUACUGUGGUGCCCUCUGUGCGGUGCGCCGGUUAUUUAGCGUAGCAGAACUCGGCUCCGGAGCUCAGACCUCAGUCGGUAAGCAGUCUGUGUCGCCAGCAAAAUGGUUUCGUCGAGUCGCUCGCGGUAAAAACCAUUGCGGGGAUUCAGUGAAAACGGGCGUCGCGACGUCUUUGACAAUGUCAGUGUAAGCCAGUGCGACCUCGGAAAUCACCAACUGAGGGGGCGAUAAUGAGUGGUUCUAGAGGUACCACCUCCUCGGCCGUGAAGAAUGCCGUCUCUCUCAAGCCGAUCGAGGUACCAGAAGCCCUGCAAAAGGGCGAGAAGUUCAUCAAGUGGGAUGAGGAUUCCGGGAUGGGAACCCCCGUAACGCUUAAAGUAGACAAAUUUGGAUUUUUUCUUCAUUGGACCGAUCAGAAAAAUGAAAGCGAUAUGUUGGAUAUAGCGAAUAUUCGUGAUACAAGAACUGGACGUUACGCAAAAAUUCCUAAAGAUCCUCGAUUAAGACAAGUAGUCGCUAUGGGUGCACAAGCGGACACAUUAGAAGAAAAAACCGUUACCGUGUGUUGCGCAAGCGAUUUCGUUAACUUGGUCUUCAUCAACUUUUGCUGUACGAAAAAGGAUAUCGCUCAACUUUGGACGGACGCGCUCAUGAGCUUGGCCUAUAAUCUUAACCAAGUCAAUGGGACUACCAGUUUUUAUCUUUUAAAGGCUCACACUAAACUUACCAUGAUGGCUGAUCGAAGCGGAAAAAUACCAGUUAAAAAUAUAAUAAAAAUGUUUGCUAAUCAAAGGGAUGAUAAGAAAAGAUUAGAAAAAGCUUUAGAAUCGAUCGGACUUCCAUACGGGAAAAACGACGCUGUUAGCCCGGAAAAAUUUGAGUUUGAAUCAUUUUUUAAUUUAUACAAAAAUUUAACGCAAAGGCCGGAAGUUGAACAAGUAUUUUGUGAAUUAACUGAAGGGGUAAAGAAAGGUAACAUGACGAUUCAACAAAUCGUCGAUUUCCUAAAUAAACAACAAAGGGAUCCAAGGCUCAACGAAAUUCUACAUCCUUACGCAAAUUCGGCGAACGCACUCGAAAUUAUUAACCAAUACGAACCAAAUAAAUCCAACGUUCAAAAAGGUCUUUUAUCCUUCGACGGUUUUCUUCGAUAUUUACUCUCAGAAGACAAUAAUAUCCUAUCUCAAACAACUUACGAUCUCUCCCACGAUAUGGACCAACCUUUACCCCACUACUUUAUAAAUUCUUCGCACAAUACUUACUUAACGGGUCAUCAAAUAACCGGAAGGAGUAGCGUGGAAAUUUAUCGGCAAUGUUUAUUAGCAGGAUGUCGAUGCGUUGAAUUGGAUUUUUGGAAUACAAGAAAUUCAGAUGAACCCGUUGUCGUUCAUGGUUACACAUUCGUACCGGAAAUACCCGCAAAAGAAGUUUUGGAGGCAAUCGCGGAGAGUGCAUUUAAAACUUCUGAUUACCCAGUGAUAUUAUCAUUUGAAAAUCAUUUAAGACCGAAGCAACAAGUGAAAUUAGCGAAUUAUUGUAGAGAAAUUUUUGGUGAUAUGCUAUUAGAAGCACCUUUAGAGACGCAUAAAUUAGAACCGGGGGUUGCUCUUCCACCGCCUUCAAUGUUAAAAAGAAAAAUUAUUAUUAAAAAUAAAAAGAAACACCAUCAUCAUCAUCGCGGUCAAUCGAGAUCUUCACCUGAAGAUUACAAACCCGAAGAAAGUAAAGGAAAUGGCGAAGUACCUCAUCCCCCACCUUUAUCACAAACUCGUCAAGGUUCUAAAGAAUCAACAGGAACUGAAGAUGAAGAUUCAACUAGCGAAGAAGAAGAAGUUGAAGGACCGGAAGUUGAAGCUUCCGUGGAAGGUGUUAGUGGUUUAAGCGGCGAUGAUACUCAAAGAGAAUCUGAAACUGAAGCGGAAGCAAGUGCUGAAAUAUCCGCUUUAGUAAAUUACGUUCAACCGGUACAUUUUAGUAGUUUCGAAAGCGCUCAAAAGAAAAAUCGUUGUUACGAAAUGUCAUCGUUCGAUGAAAGACAAGCGACCACUCUUCUUAAAGAAAAACCAAUUGAGUUUGUUAAUUAUAAUAAACAUCAAUUGAGUAGGGUGUAUCCAGGUGGAACUCGAUUUGAUUCCUCGAAUUUUAUGCCCCAAUUAUAUUGGAACGCCGGAUGUCAAUUGGUGGCGUUAAAUUUUCAAACUUUAGAUUUAGCAAUGCAACUUAACCUUGGAAUUUUCGAAUACAACCAAAGAUGUGGGUUUUUAUUAAAACCGGAAUUCAUGAGAAGAACUGACCGAAGAUUAGAUCCUUUCGCCGAAUCUACCGUCGAUGGAAUCAUAGCUGGAACGGUUGAAAUAACAGUAUUAUCUGGACAAUGUUUAUCUGAUAAAAGAGUAGGAACUUACGUUGAGGUUGAUAUGUAUGGUUUACCAGCGGAUACUGUAAGAAGAAAAUUUCGAACGAGAGUUGUCAGUAAUAAUGGAAUAAACCCAGUUUAUAGUGAUGAACCUUUCGUUUUUAAGAAAAUUGUUCUCCCUGAAUUAGCAUCUAUUAGAUUAUCAGCUUACGACGAUUCCGGAAGAUUUAUCGGACAUCGCGUUUUACCUGUUGUUGGAUUAUGCCCCGGGUAUCGCCAUGUUAAUCUAAGAACCGAAUUAGGCCAACCAAUACCGAUGGCGGCGUUAUUUCUCCACAUAGUAGUUAAAGAUUACGUCCCAGACGAUUUUGCUGAUUUCGCCGAAGCUUUAGCAAACCCAAUAAAAUAUCAAAGCGAUUUAGAAAAACGUGCUCAACAACUCUCAGUGUUAACAGACGACUUAGACCCAUUGGCUGACACAAUCGAGCCAGCACCCAAUAGGAAUAACACUUCAUUCUCAAACGCACCCCCAACAUCCAAUGGAAGUCCAACAAAACCCCCAGCGAUUGCUUUAACAGCCGGUUCCUUAGACAUGUCGAUUGAUAACGAUGUGCCACCAAGCAGCGUUAUGAUGCAAACUUCACCGAAUCUUAGCGGAAGCGUUGAGCAUAACUCCCUUGCAAAAGUUGAUGUUAAAGAAGAAAAAAUCGAGGAAGUUAUUGUUGCGGAACCGAUUGAAAAGAUCAUGGAAAAUAAAUUGGUGAAGGAAAAACGACUCGAAUGCGAAAAGAAAGUUGAGAGUAUGCGGAAGAAAUAUGAAAAAGAAAAGAAAAAAGUCACGUCGUUUCAUUCACAAAAAUCCGGGGAAUUAAGUGGCGAAAAAAAAUCUUUUAUCAACAUCAAAUUAGUAAAGAAAUUAUCCAAACCUAACAUAACAUCAACUUUUUCAACUGAAUCACCAAGUUCGGAACCUCUAACUCGCGUAAUCGAUCAACAAGAAAGUUGUACAACAACAGAACCAGAUAAACCAUUGAUCCCGCGAAGCCAAUCCGAACGAUUGCUGGCAAUCCACAAAGAUUACCUCGCAAAAGAACGAGAUUUACGCGAACGAUAUCACGAGAUAAUCUACAGCGCGGCCGAUAAAGUUUUAAAACAAUCCCAGGCGAAUCAAACGAAACAAUUAAAAGCAAGAUACGAUAGGGAUACAUUUGAAACAAUGCGUCGAUUACAGCUAAAAAGACGCGAAGAGGUUAAAGCACUCGAAAAGAAACAUAAAGAUCGCGAUGAACUCGAUCGGAUUAAACGUGAGGUGAAUCGUGAGGUUGUUGAAAAAGGUGUUAUGGAAAGGGAAAAAUUGUGUAAAGCAUUCCAAGAUAAUUUGACUGAACUAGAAAGGCAACAUGAAACUGUACGAAAUGCUUUCGCCGAACACAAAGCGAAGGCUAAAUCAAUGUUGGAAAAAGAAUUUGAAGCACGUUCCUCAAAAGUCGACGGAGAGUGUAGUAUGCAAGAAGAAUGAAUUAAUAAAAAAAUUUAGAUGAGAAGAGAGCACAUUGCUUAACGUAACCACGACAAUCAACUUAACAGACCGUUUAGGGUGUGCUUAGUUGCUAUAAAAAGUAAAUAAAAAAGAUUUAAAAAAAAAGA
Onthophagus taurus is the source of this 4008-nucleotide messenger RNA. RefSeq names its product Phospholipase C at 21C (gene Plc21C). Gene Ontology annotation, molecular function: phosphatidylinositol-4,5-bisphosphate phospholipase C activity; calcium ion binding. Gene Ontology annotation, cellular component: cytoplasm. Lineage: Eukaryota; Metazoa; Arthropoda; Insecta; Coleoptera; Scarabaeidae. Gene Ontology annotation, biological process: G protein-coupled receptor signaling pathway; release of sequestered calcium ion into cytosol; phosphatidylinositol metabolic process. The record is from RefSeq and is a predicted model, not a curated record.